CUCGCUCCCCUCAGCGACCAGGAGCUCGAGAUGCUAUUAGGUUAUAAUUUUAUUGAGCGUGAGCAGCUGGCCCGGAGAUGGAAAACUUCAUUCUGUAUGAGGAGAUUGGCAGAGGAAGCAAGACCAUUGUCUAUAAAGGCCGACGGAAGGGAACGAUCAAUUUUGUAGCUAUUCUUUGCACUGAUAAGUGCAAAAGGCCUGAAAUAACCAACUGGGUCCGUCUCACCCAUGAAAUUAAACACCAGAAUAUUGUAACCUUUCAUGAGUGGUAUGAAACCAGCAAUCAUCUCUGGCUAGUAGUGGAACUCUGUACAGGUGGUUCCUUAGAAAUGGUUAUAGCUCAAGAUGAAAACCUCCCAGAAGAUGUUGUGAGAGAAUUUGGGAUUGACCUGAUUACUGGAUUACAUCAUCUUCAUCAACUUGGCAUUCUCUUUUGUGACAUUUCUCCUGGGAAGAUACUCUUGGAAGGGCCCGGCACAUUGAAGUUUAGUAAUUUCUGCCUGGCAAAAGUGGAAGGUGAAAACUUGGAAGAGUUCUUUACUUUGAUGGCAACCGAAGAAGAAGGAGGGGAGAGUGGGGAAAACAUACUGAAGAAAAACAUGAAAAGUAGAGUCAAAGGAUCGCUUACAUACACAGCACCGGAAAUCAUGAAGGGGGCCGACUUCUCCGUUGCCAGCGACCUCUGGUCUCUGGGCUGUCUGCUCUACGAAAUGUUUUCAGGAAAACCUCCAUUCUUCUCAGAAAAUGUUUCAGAAUUACUUGAAAAGAUUGUUUAUAAAGAUCCUCUGCCACCUAUUCCAAAAGAUUCUUCUCUUCCUAAGGCUUCUUCAGAUUUUGUGAAUUUGCUGGAUGGUUUACUUCAAAAGGAUCCUCAGAAAAGGCUCACUUGGGCAGGCCUCCUGCAGCAUUCCUUUUGGAAGGAUGCUUUUACUGGACAAGACCAGGACUCCAGCCCCGAGGAUGCCGGUGUCAGCGGAAAGGUGAUGGAGUGUUCUGGGUCACGAGAUGCCAAGGAGCUUUUGAGGAGCCCUCAGAGUGGACAAGCCAAAGGGGAGAGGAUUGGCCAGCAGCUAAGUCGCUCUUUGAGACUAGAAAAUCCAACUGAGUUGCGGCCUAAGAAUACUCUGAGGGGUCACCUGAAUGAGUCUAUGUUCCUUCUGAGUUCUCGUCCUACUCCAAGAACCAGCACUGCCAUGGGAUUAGGUCCCGGUGAGGAUGUGACUCAGAAUUCACCACAGAAAGCUCCUCCUUUGACCAAGUCUACAAGUGGGCACCUGAGCCAGCAGGACUUGGAAUCCCAGAUGAGAGAGCUCAUCUACACUGACUCAGAGCUCGUCGUCACCCCAAUUAUUGACAAUCCAAAGAUAAUGAAACAACCACCAAUUAAAUUUGAUCCCAAAGUGUUGCAUCUACCAGCACAUUCAGUGGAUAAGUUAGUAUUACUGAAAGACCAGGAUUGGAAUGACUUUUUGCAACAAGUGUGCUCACAGAUCGACUCCACGGAGAAGACCACGGGAGCCUCCCGAGUCAAGCUGAACCUCCUGUGCUAUUUGUGCACGGUGGCCGGUCAGAGGGAGGUGGCCACCAGGCUCCUCCAUUCCCCCCUGUUCCAGUUGCUAAUCCAGAAUUUGCGAGUAGCUCCGAACUGGGAUAUACGGGCCAAGGUCGCUCGCGUGAUUGGUUUACUGGCCUCCCACACAGCUGAACUGCAAGAAAACAUACCUGUUGUUGAGGCAAUUACUCUCUUAACGGAAUUAAUUAGGGAAAACUUCAGGAACAGCAAAUUAAAACAGUGCCUUUUACCAACCCUCGGGGAGCUCAUCUAUCUCGUGGCCACCCAGGAAGAAAAAAAAAAGCACCCUGGAGAAGGCUGGGCUGUUCCCUUGGCUGCAUACACGGUGCUAAUGAGGUGCCUUCGGGAAGGGGAAGAACGUGUUGUGAAUCACAUGGCAGCAAAGAUUAUUGAAAAUGUCUGCACCACCUGUUCUGCUCAGGCCCAGGGCUUUAUCACGGGAGAAACUGGACCUGUUUUAUGGUACCUAUUCAAACAUUCCACUGUUGAUUCUCUCAGGAUAACAGCAAUAUCGGCCUUGUGCAGGGUCACCCGCCAGGCUCCCUCUGCCUUCCAGAACGUGAUCGAGAAGGUGGGCCUGAACUCCGUCCUCAGCUCCCUGGCCUCUGCCAUCUGCAAAGUUCAGCAGUACCUGCUGACCUUGUUCACCGCUAUGCUGUCCUGUGGGAUUCACCUUCAGAGACUAAUCCAAGAAAAGGAUUUUGUCUCUACAAUUAUCCGUUUACUUGACAGCCCCUCAACUUCCAUUAGAGCAAAAGCCUUCCUGGUUCUUUUAUAUAUUUUGAUUCAUAACCACGAGAUGUUGCUGCUCAGCUGCCAAGCAAGACUGGUGAUGUACAUCGAGAGAGACAGCAGAAAGACCUCCCCAGGCAAGGAGCAGCAGCAGAGCGGCAGUGAGUACCUGUCCAAGUGCCUGGACCUUCUCAUCCGUCACGUCGUGCAGGAAGUGCCACGGAUCCUGGGCGACAUUCUCAGUGCCCUGGCUGGCGUGUCUGGUCGCAAACACCCGUCAACAGUUCAAGCGAAGCAGCUGAAGCUGUGUCUUCCCCUGAUGCCCGUGGUGCUGCACCUUGUCACCUCUCAGGUGUUUCGGCCUCGAGUUGUAACGGAGGAGUUCCUGUUCAGUUACGGAGCCGUCCUGAGUCAUAUUAAGUCAAUAGACUCAGGAGAAACGAACAUAGAAGGAGCCAUCGGACUGAUGGCCUCGGAGGAAUUUAUCAAGGUCACCUUGUCGGCGUUUGAGGCGAUAAUACAGUAUCCCGUUUUACUGAAGGACUAUUGCUCCACGGUUGUUGAUUAUAUCCUGCCACCCUUGGUCUCCUUGGUUCAAAGCCAAAAUGUGGAGUGGAGACUCUUCAGCCUGCGGUUGCUCUCAGAAACCACCUCUCUGCUCGUGAGCCAGGAGGCUGGGGAUGGCGAGGAGGCUGCGAAUGUCGACCCCAGCAGCAGUCUUCUGACUCUCAUUAGGGAUGUCCUACUUCCCCAGUACGAGCACAUCCUCACGGAGCCCGACCCGGUGCCUGCGUACGCGCUGAAGCUGCUGGUGGCGAUGACGGAGCACGGCCCGGCCUUCUGCAGACUUGUGGAAGAAAGCAAACUGAUCCCACUCAUUUUUGAAGUAAUUCUGGCACAUCAGGAGAACAUUCUGGGUAACACCAUGCAGAGUGUGAUUGCGUUGCUCCACAACCUGGUGGCCUGCAAAGACGCGAACAUGAAGCUGCUUUACGAACAAGGACUGGUCCAUCAUGUCUGUAACCUGUUCACCGAAACAGUCACACUGUGCUGGGACGUGGACAAUAAAAACAGCGAUGAGACGGCUGCGGCGCUGCUGUGCUCCCUGCUGGACAUUCUGCAUGGUAUGCUGACCUACACGUCCAGUGUCGUGCGGCUGGCCCUGCAGGCACAGAAGUCUGGCUCCGGGGGGGACACUCAGGCCGCAGAGGACCUGCUGCUGCUGAGCAAGCCUCUGACAGACCUCAUCAGCCUGCUCGUCCCACUGCUUCGUACCGAGGAUCCUGAAAUUUUUGAAGUUUCAUCCAAGUGUCUGUCUAUACUGGUUCAGCUCUACGGAGGAGAAAACCCAGACAGCCUGUCUCCUGAAAAUGCAGAGAACUUUGCCGACUUGCUGACGUCCAAGGAGGACCCGAAGGAGCAGAAACUUCUGCUGAGGAUUCUCAGGAGAAUGAUCACCUCCAAUGAGAAGCACCUGGAGAGCCUCAAGCAGGCGGGCAGCCUCUUGCGGGCUCUGGAGCGGCUGGCCCCGGCUGGCGGUUCCUCUGCUGACAGUGCGGUGGCCUCCUUGGCCCUGGAAAUCCUCCAAGCUGUUGGCCACUAGGCAAGACGGCACGAACACAGCCCGCCCCGCGGCACCAACCCUCAGCUCCGCAGGAAGGUCGGCUCCACACACUCGCCACCUCCCGCUGUAUUUGGACCCGAGUCAGCCGACGCCAGAACCUUCCGGCUGGGGUGCUCGCACUGUCUCUGGGCCCAGAGAACUGACUCCGAACACAGCUCCUCAGUCCCUGUGGGGCACGUCCAGGAAGCUCAGGGUUGCUAGCUGUUCCAGC
Messenger RNA from Molossus molossus (Pallas's mastiff bat), 4140 nucleotides. RefSeq names its product unc-51 like kinase 4 (gene ULK4). The record is from RefSeq and is a predicted model, not a curated record. The transcript is spliced from 37 exons. Gene Ontology annotation, molecular function: ATP binding; protein kinase activity. Gene Ontology annotation, biological process: protein phosphorylation. The coding region runs from base 78 to 3908 and encodes 1276 amino acids. Lineage: Eukaryota; Metazoa; Chordata; Mammalia; Chiroptera; Molossidae.